Molecule: messenger RNA, 2826 nt
Organism: Macrobrachium nipponense
Lineage: Eukaryota; Metazoa; Arthropoda; Malacostraca; Decapoda; Palaemonidae
Exons: 2
Coding region: 1398-2288 (296 amino acids)
Source: RefSeq, a predicted model, not a curated record
GAAAGAAGGUCCUGCAAGAUGUGACGUUGAUGGUCCCUUCCUUGGUUGUUUUAGGAGGUUCGGCAUCUUGAAGGGCGCUUUGGAGAGUGCUUGAAGGAAACUGCUGGUUUCGGGAGACGGAAACAACAGCUGACCUGAGGGCGCCGACCUGACCUUUUAUAUCACGCUACAGCGUUGCCAUGUCGUACAGGGUUGUAAAUGUGUUAAUCGGUUUCGCCGUAGGCUACAGCGCAAUGAGGAGGCCCGCGUGCUUCGCCAUUGAAAGAAAACAACGACGGCGAACGAUGCUGGUGACCCUAGCGCUUACCCCGCAGCAGUAACCGUGGCUCCCACGUGCAAUGCCUGGAGCUACGUCAGGUGACAUUUGGCGUGACCACCCACGACUUGUUUUGAACAUUUCAAAACUGGAGUGGGCUACGGCGACCUAGUGGGCGGAGCUUAGCGACCGGACGACCCGUCACCGUACAUCUACGAUUUUACGUGUGUUUUACGUUACAUUUACGGUUUACUGACGUAAGCUGUUGCCAACUACCAAUUUCCGCUCAUGCAUGGGCGUGCGUGCGUUGAUACGUGAAUGUGUGACCUUAGCAUAAUUCAAGAACUAGAAAAAGUGUAGAGAAGAAUGCAGACACAACCUCACUUCAUAUCCAAAAAAGUAAAUGCAGUAAUAUUUCAAUUCUGGUUUCAUUCAGCUGCUUUGGUAACACGACUCUUAGAUGGGAACAAUAUCUUAGAGAAACAGAGAAUCUGGUAAAUUUCUUUAUUAUUUUUUACUAAUUAAUCCACUUUAAGCGUAUAGCUUAUGUGAUUCACACUUUCUUCAAUGUAAAGAUAAUCAUACAUACCAUCGUUAUCCAUUGUUUUGAUUUCUGUUUGGUCCAGCUACAAAUUACUCUUGAUUUCCCCAUCUUGUUUCAUGAAACAUGCUUUUGAUCAUCAGAUAUAAUUUUGCAUGCCCUUUAUUCUUGGCCAAUUUCAUGAAGGAUGACUUUCACUAAGUGAUAGGAAUUCUGCAGUAUUCACUCCUGUGUCAUCAUCAUCAUACUAGUUUAUAUUUUGAAGCUCAUCUUCAACUUAACCUUUCUCCAAAUUGUACAUUUUAGAUAUGAACAAAUAUUAUGAGACCUGGGAUUUCACUCAUUGGUCUUUUAAACUACUCGGUAUUUUGAGAAUGUUUUGCAUAUUUCACCUAAACACAUACUAGAUGAUAUAGCCAACUGAGAGUUAAGGCCUGUCCACACGAGCGGGCCUGAUCGUCGUGCUUUGGGGUUGACGGGCAAAUUCUGGCGGGCUUUCACAUGAAUGUUGUCCACACAGGUGAGGCGAGGAGAGGUGGGCGUGCCCGACGAUGCCAGUAGUGUGUUCAGUCACAGCCACCUCAUUGCGGUACAAUAACCAUGGUGGCUACCGCAAAGAGGAAGAUAUUGUGUAGCAUCAUAAUUGCUUUGUGUCUAAUGAAAAAGAAAAAAAAGAAGAGAAUAUGGUGCAAAGAAUGGCUCACUAAAAGACAUGUAUAUGGCAGCCACACAACCAUACUACAGGAACUACAAGAUGGCCAUGAAAAAGAUUUCAGAGACUAUUUGAGAAUGAGUGUAAGCACGUUUUAUACUUUACUAGGAAAGCUGGAGUCAUACAUUAUGAAAAAAGACACACACAUGAGACAGCGUAUAACAACAGGAGGUCGUCUGGAGGCAACGCUAAGAUUUUUGGCAACAGGAUGUACGUAUUCAGCACUGCAGUAUUCUACACGUAUAUCCAAACAAAGCUUGUCACGCAUAAUCCCAGAAACAUGUCGGGCCAUAUAUGAGGUACUAAAGGAUGACUACUUGCAGACACCUACCACACCAGACGAGUGGAUGCGUGUGGCACGUGGGUUCGAAACACGGUGGAACUUCCCCAACUGUAUUGGAGCCAUUGAUGGAAAGCAUAUCCUAAUAACGCCUCCACAGGGCAGUGGUUCAUAUUACUAUAAUUAUAAAUUUACCCACAGCAUUGUACUCAUGGCCAUAACUGAUGCCAAUUGUGAGUUUCUUUAUGUUGAUAUUGGCUGCAAUGGGCGGGUGUCAGACGGCGGUGUGUGGGACAAUACACAUAUCAGUAGUUGUAUUGCCACAGAAGCAUCAGGUCUCCCUAGUGACAGAAAGCCCAAAGGAAGUGAGAGGAGGCUACCGUGUGUGUUUGUGGCAGACAACGCCUUCCCCUUGCAACGGCACAUUAUGAAACCGUUCUCACACCGAACUCAAAGUAAUAGGGAACGCAAUUUUUCCUAUCGGUUAUCUAGGGCUUGACGUACAGUUGAGAAUGCUUUUGGGAUAUUGGCCAACCGAUUUAGAGUUUUCCUGUCAACUAUAUACUUGUCGCCAAGCAAAGUUGAAAUGAUGGUGUUAGCAUGCACUGCUUUGCAUAAUUUUCUCAGACGUGACCAUGUCACACAAUAUACGCCUGAAGGGUCUUUGGAUUCUGAAGACAUUGCAAGGUGUACAAUUAUCCCUGGUGGUUGGCGUGAAACUCCCCACUUGUUACGAUUGCAAAGAACAGGAGGCAAUACAAGUACAGCCGGCCAAACUGUACGCCAUGAAUUUAUGGAGUAUUUCAAUGAUGAAGGUGCUGUGCCAUGGCAAUACAAAGCUAUACAAAUCCAAUAAUUAGAUACCAUUCCAUAUUCCUGGAAUGUAUUACUUAUCAAUGUCUCAGUACAUUUGGUGCAUACUGUAGGUUUCAUGUAUCACUUUUCCUUAUUAUCAGUGUGUCAGUUCAGCUUCAAAAAACAAAUUUAAGGAUGAUAGGUACUGUGUUAUAAACUGUAUAUGCAGAGGUUUCGAUUAU